AUGAGUGCCGCAGACAAGCUGACACCGGGCGACACCCGCGUCAAGUAUGAGACGGCUCAAAUCAGAGGAAAGACAUACAGCUAUAUGCUAGGCGAGCCUGAGGGCCAACCCAAAGACACCAUCGUUCUGGUCCACGGAUUCCCAGAUAUUGGCUUCGGUUGGCGUUGCCAGAUCCCUUACCUCAUUUCUCUCGGACUUCGGGUAGUGGUGCCUGAUAUGCUUGGCUAUGGUGGAACAGAUGCACCUGCCGAGAUCGAACCCUACAGCUUUAAGAGCCUGUCCGACGACCUCGCAGAGCUCGCUAGGAAGUUUGUUGGCGAGGAUGGGCAGAUCAUCCUUGGUGGCCACGACUGGGGUGGUGCUGUGGUCUGGCGACUCCCGCUCUGGCACCCGAAGCUCAUCAAGGGUGUCUUCAGCGUCUGCACUCCGUUUCCACCCCCGCGAAGCGAGUACCAUGACCUGAAGGACGUCAUCGCUCUUGGCAUUCUGACCAACUUCAAGUACCAGCUGCAAUUCAGAGGCCCCGAGACGGAGGCUAACAUCCAGGGCGAAGAGAAGCUCCGCCAAUUCUUCACAUGCAUGUUUGGAGGCCGGACCAGCGACGGCGAGCCUGCAUUCGACGUAUCCAAGGGCAUUCUCUUCGAUAAGCUCGACUCCUUGAAGCCGUCCCCCCUGCUCUCGAAGGAGGAGCUCGAGUACUACGUGAAGAAGUACGCCGCGCACCCAGCACCGGAGCUGCACGGCCCGUUGAACUGGUACAGAACGGCUAAGCUUAACUUUGAGGAGGAUAGGCCGUUGGCGGAGACGCCGACGGUCCUGGAGAUGCCGUCGUUGCUGGUCACGGCAGAAAGGGACACUGCGUUGCCACCCGAGAUGGCGCGGAACAUGGAUAAGCACUUCAAGGAUUUGACGAAGAGGAGUGUCAACGCUAGCCACUGGGCCUUGACACAGGCUGGUCCCCAGGUCAAUGGAUACAUUGGCGAGUGGAUUAAAUCAAGUGUUUGGGGUGAGGCGCUGCCUACUAAGUCUUCUCUGUAA
Molecule: messenger RNA, 1038 nt
Organism: Clonostachys rhizophaga
Lineage: Eukaryota; Fungi; Ascomycota; Sordariomycetes; Hypocreales; Bionectriaceae
Source: the annotation of a GenBank genome assembly